Molecule: messenger RNA, 1318 nt
Organism: Corylus avellana
Lineage: Eukaryota; Viridiplantae; Streptophyta; Magnoliopsida; Fagales; Betulaceae
Source: RefSeq, a predicted model, not a curated record
CAACAACAAAAAACAUGGAGCAUAGGAAGACUAACCUUCUACGCUGGGCGUUCGAAGGUUGUCGGAGAAAAGAGAAAGAGAUCUAACACGACGGCAACGCAGCUGAGAAUUUGUGAGAAGAGUCCUAUCUUUUGUAGGAAACCCAUUUAAUUAAAUAAUUAAUAUAUAUUCCGUCACUGCCUUUCGGAACAAGUUCUACUGCUGAUCGAAGGCUCGAAUCUGCGAAAGGAAAUCAUCUUCCACAGAGAGGGCAGCUACAAUUCCUUUAAUGGCCAAUCAGUCCUCGUCCUACCCAAUCCUCUGCGCUUCCUUCAAUCAGGACGCCAGUUGCUUUGCGAUAGGCACAAGUGAAGGGUUCAAAAUCUUUGAUUCGAAUACAGGGAGGCUCUGUUACGAGCGAGCUAUUGGAGCCUUCAUUAUUGUUGAAAUGUGGUUUAGCUCCAGUCUUCUUGCCAUUGUUGGAGCUGGGGAACAGCCAUCUUUAUCCCCACGCUGUCUUUGUUUGUUCAAUACAAAAACUGGGGCUGCUCGCCGAAAACUAAAUUUUUUAACUUCAAUACUUGCUGUUCGCAUGAAUAGGGAAAGGUAAAAGAUCUUACAUAGAAAGUGAAUUUGUGCUAGAGAUUCUUGUUUUGAUUUUCUGCUGCUGGAUCCAUGGCAAUAAUUAUUUUGAUAAUAAGGGGGGGGCGCUAAAUAUGUUUGAUAGUAGCCUAUAUAAUGAAGGGCUAUUGUAAUGGCAACAUUGUUCAUGGCUGUCCGAAAAUUAAUAUGAAUGAGGAUAUGUGCGCGGAAUGGAUCUUCUCCUUAUGUGGGCAGCAAUAAUGUUGAGCUAAGAUAUUUGAAAUGCCUAAUAACACUUGGGGAUAUUAGGUACUUGUUGACAUGUCUAACAUCUGUUUAGACUCACAUGCCUUGUCGACAUGCCUUCACUGCAUGAUUGUACAAAUGGGGCUCUUCGUUUGAGGAGUAUAAUUCCAUAUAGGUAUUUUCCUUGUCAGUUUGCUCUUAUGGCCCUUGUACAUGCAUCAAAACGUAAGUAAAGAGGUAUGUUUAACAUAGUAGAUUCACAAACACAUCUAUAUUGCCUAACUUUGCAAUUCAUAAAAUAUGGAAUUUAAGGGGAAGCCUACUUCAUGUAUGUCAACUUUGAUAGCACUUGAAACUUAUGUGUUAGAAUAUUAAUAAUAUGAUUAAAUUUACCAUUUUUUAUUAGAUUAAUUUUCUGGAACAAUCAAUGAUUUAACAUAGUAAUAGAGCAUAAGCCUCAAGUUUGAAUCUUGCCUUUAUAGUUUAUCCCCAAUUUUAAUUAAAUAUUUCA